Messenger RNA from Leptopilina heterotoma, 1285 nucleotides. RefSeq lists its product as uncharacterized. The record is from RefSeq and is a predicted model, not a curated record. The coding region runs from base 320 to 1216 and encodes 298 amino acids. The transcript is spliced from 5 exons. NCBI's taxonomy places the organism in Eukaryota, Metazoa, Arthropoda, Insecta, Hymenoptera, Figitidae.
AAUCAGACGUGUCGGCGUUGGCGAAUUUUAAAAACACUCAGUAGCUCGUUAUAGUAACACAGUGAAACCUAAACAAAUUUGCUUUAUUUAUUUAUUUACCAAAAUUUACGCCAGAAUAUUGAUUAUUUCGAAAUUUUCGUUUAUAAUUUUCUUUAUUCUCAUUAAAUUCAAAAGUGGAGGAUAAAAAAAUUUUAUUCAAAUUCCCUCAUCAUCAAUUGACGAGUGAUUGAUAUCAACAAACAAGUGUCUCUUUAUAAUCAAACUCAACAAAUUUUUUAUCCUCAACAUUUGCCAAUAGAAGAAUAUUUUAAUAACAAAUAUGGCAGUACCAACAGUGGGUAUAAGAAUGGCAGAUAUGCUAACAACACCAGUGACAUCAAUUCUUCUACCAAAUAUCUCCUAUACACCGAGUGCAGAAUUUUUUGAAACUGAAGUCUGCAUUUCAAAUGGUUUUGAUUUAUUGAAUUUUUUGGAUAUUCAAGGUUCAAAUAAUUUAUCAUCGAAUAAUCAAGAGCAUGGGAAAAAAUUUGGUUUAACUGAUUCAGAAAAAGAGGAAAUAAUACGUGUAUUAUGGAAAAUAGAAUCAUCAUUCACUGGAUCAUCGUCAAUUGAAGAUAGAGAUAUGUUUAUGGUGGCAAUUAAUAAUGCCGUGGCAAUGACAAAGAAAUAUUUUUCAAAAAUGACACCAAACGAUAGAGAAGAGAUAUUCGAUAAAAUAACAGGCAUUAAAAAUAUUUGCUCACAUCGAAUGAAACUGAGAAUUGCUCAAACUGAAGCUCAAAUUAUUUCAAUAAGAAAUGAAAUUGAAUCGAAAUCAACGCGCUUUGCAAAUAUUUGCUCGAGAUCGUUGAAAAUUUGUCAAAUGAUUUUUAGCAUUUUUGGUUUCUUUUUCCUCAAGCUCUCAACUGAGCCUUCAGAUUAUGAAACUACAACUUUUUACAAUAUAACCAGUAUGCUUGGAUUUGCUCUAUCCGCAUGUUUCUUAAUGAUUUCAAUACCGAGCAAUAUUAAUGAACUUGAUCCCACUGUCUGCUCAAUUGAUACCAUUUUUUGUAUAUUAUGGACAAUUUUAACAUGCAUCUCCACUUCUUUAUUACUAUGGCACAUGGAAGUGAAAAAAAAUGGCCCCUCUAUUGCUGUGAUUUUUGGAUUUAUUGCAAUGGGAUGUUAUGUAGGAAAUGCGCUUGUUUUAAUUCGAACGUGUUAUAAGAGAUGAUAAAUAAAAAAAAAAUGAAAAAACUUUUUUUUUUUAAAUUUCAAAUAAAUAAAAAUUUCUAACAUAAAA